UGCGGUUGGUGGCGUGACAGCGGGGGGUGGGGGGGCUGUACGGGAACCGAGCAGGGUCAGGCUCAACGCGAUGGCUCUAUGGAGCAAGGGCGGCCGAAUGGGCCUGGGCCUCGACAUGGGUCUGGCCCGUCUGGUCUGCGCGCGGGAGUUGCGGUGUUCCCGCAGGCAGAGCCGCGAAUCCCAGCAAGGGGAAAGCGCUGAAAGGCCACAGUCUGCAUCAGAGACGAGAAGGCUGCCCAAGAUCUACACCAAAACAGGAGACCAAGGUUUUUCCAGCACUUUCACUGGGGAAAGAAGACCCAAGGACGACCAAGUGUUUGAAGCCUUGGGAACAACGGAUGAAUUAAGUUCAGCUCUUGGGUUUGCCAUAGAAGUCAUGACAGAAAAAGGCCACACGUUCAUAGAUGAACUUGAGAAAAUCCAGUGCAGGCUACAGGAUGCCGGCUCGGCCAUCGCGACGCCGCUGUCUUCGGCCAGGGAGGCUCACUUGAAGCGCACGGCGUUCAGUGAGGAUGCCAUCCUAGACCUGGAGCGCUGGAUAGACGCAUACACGAGCCAGCUCCCUGCCCUCACGGCUUUCAUUCUGCCUUCAGGAGGCAAGAGCAGUGCGGCGCUCCACUUAUGCCGGGCUGUGUGCCGCAGAGCUGAGAGAUGUGUGGUUCCGCUAGUCCAGGCUGGGCAGACGGAUGCAAACGUGGCCAAAUUCUUGAACAGACUCAGUGACUAUCUCUUCACUUUGGCCCGAUACACAGCCAUGAAAGAGGGGAAGGAAGAAAAAAUAUACCGAAGACAGGACCCCUAAGGCUGAGGCGUGCUGGGAAAAUCCUGUAAAGAGAGAGGCCAGUGCCCUCCUCCCCCCAUCCCAGCAAGGUGGGGGCAAGAGUUAGCAUGUGGAGCGUGCGGACCCAGGACUGUCCUGAUGAAAAGUCUGAACCCCCUCACCCCCGCUCACAUCACAUCCCCCCACAGCUUCAUCCCGGACUCUCGUCAACUCUGAGCAGCCAGUGCUCCCGAGGACUGGGCCUCUGAAAACAAAACUGUUGGACACUUGGAGGCCAGAUGCCAAAGGUGACCAAAGGAUAAAAGGAAUGCCUGAGUCCAGUGUGUAUGUGUGUGUGUGCAUACGUGUGUGCGUGUGUAAAGUUCCUGAAGCCCUCCCGUGGCCAGCCUUCCUCGAACUUCAGGGAUUCAGCAGAGCGCUUGAGCACAUCCACAACGUAAAUGUGAUUUACCUGUGCCAGAGGGGCCUUAAAUGUCACAUUUAUAAAGGAAAAGCCAGCAGGA
Phascolarctos cinereus (koala) is the source of this 1284-nucleotide messenger RNA. RefSeq names its product metabolism of cobalamin associated B (gene MMAB). Gene Ontology annotation, molecular function: corrinoid adenosyltransferase activity. NCBI's taxonomy places the organism in Eukaryota, Metazoa, Chordata, Mammalia, Diprotodontia, Phascolarctidae. The record is from RefSeq and is a predicted model, not a curated record.